AUGGUUUCAUCCACAAGAGAUAUAUCAUCAGUUCAUCACCAAAGCAACUGGUGUAAUUGGAAAAGGGUCUCUGCUGCUGGUUUGGUGAUUGGUUCCCUCACCAAAAUCUCCAUUCUUCUCCAAAUGCAAUGCAAUUCCAGCACCACUCUCUUCUCCUUCUUCCUCCCUCGUCUCCCUACUUCUCCAUUCAUCUCUUCUUCCUCUUCCAAUCCCAAAAGCUUCACCAAUUGUUCCCAAUCCACAAACCACAACAAUCCCCACCCCAUACUCCCCUCGCCGGACUCACACUCCCAUCCCAAUGCUGCCACCGCCAGAAUCCCCACUCCGCCGUGGGUUAAAGGUCCUCUCCGCCUCCAGCCGCACGAGCUCGCCAACCUCUCCAACAAUCCUCCCAAACCCCGCAAACCCCUAGAAUCCGCAGAAGAAAAGGCCGACAAGGCGCUCACCGCGAAAGAAAGCGGUGUGCGAGGCAAGAAAGCCAUGUCCAAAAUCGUUCGAAGCAUCGAAACCCUCCCCGGAAAUCAACAGCAAUCGCCGGUGGUGGUGGAUUCCUCCUCCUUCUCCCUGGGAAGUUCUGAUUCCGACGAUGCGAAUAAGAAGCUCCCCUGGGUGAGAGAAGAGAAGGUCGUGCGCUACAGAUUGAAGAAGGACAAAGUGGUGACUCAAGCCGAGUUGGUUCUUGAUCAGGACCUGCUCGAGAGAUUGAGAGCCGAAGCUGCUAGGAUGAGAAUUUGGGUGAAGGUGAAAAAGCUUGGGGUGACGCAGCGCGUGGUUGAUGAGAUAAAGUCGGCUUGGGAGACCAAUGAGCUCGCCAUGGCUAAGUUUGACCUCCCACUGUGUCGCAAUAUGGAUAGGGCAAGGGAGAUUGUUGAGUUGAAGACUGGAGGCUUGGUUGUUUGGACAUGGAAAGACAGUCUUGUUGUGUAUAGAGGAUGUAAUUACGAAGUGGCUAAAAAUUCUGGUAUAAGCAAUAUGGUUGAUGAUGACAUAUAUGGAAUCCCUGGGGAAGAAUUGUCAUUGUUUCAGAGAGAAGGAGAUAGGUUAUUGGAAGGCUUAGGACCUCGGUUCGUUGACUGGUGGAUGCCAAAGCCGCUGCCAGUGGAUGCUGAUUUGCUGCCUGAAGUGGUUCCUGGAUACAUGCCUCCUUCAAGGCGUUGGCCUCCUUAUGGUCGGCCUCAGCUGAAAGAUACAGAGUUGACAAGCUUGAGGAAGCUUGCUCGUAUUUUACCCACCCAUUUUGUUCUUGGGAGGAAUAGAAGGCUCCAGGGUCUUGCUUUUGCAAUCUUGAAGUUGUGGCAGAAUAGUAACAUAGCUAAAAUUGCUAUAAAGUGGGGAGUUCCGAAUACUGACAAUGAGCAAAUGGCAAAUGAGCUUAAGCGUCUGACAGGUGGAGUGUUGUUGCUUCGUAAUAAGUUCUUCAUAAUACUAUAUAGAGGUAAAGACUAUCUCCCUUCUGAAGUUGCAACGUUGGUAUCUGAGAGAGAAACUGAGAUACGGAGAUGCCACCUGGACGAAGAAAGCUCACGAAAGAAAGCAGCCGACUCAGUCCACAUUGUUGUGGAUCCAUCGCUGAACAGCAGCAAAACAGGAACCUUAUAUGAAUUUUGGGAUAUCCAAAACAAGUUUGGGGGGUUGGUUAAGGGGAAAAAGGAGAAUGAACUUCAAUUAGAAGCUGAGAAGGCAAACCUUGAAAGGGAAUUGAGAAUCCAAGAACGCAAGCUUUUCAUUCUCGAAAUGAAAAUAGAGAAUUCCAUGAGAGAGUUGACUAAGUUGAAUUCUGAGUGGGUGCCCACUGAGAAUGAUGCUGACCGUGAAAUACUCACAGAUGAGGAGAGAGAAUGCUUCAGGAAGAUUGCACAAAAGCUGCGUAGUAGCUUGGUUCUUGGCAGGCGUGGGGUGUUUGACGGUGUGGUGGAAGGGUUGUAUCAGCACUGGAAACACAGAGAAGUAGUUAAGGUUAUUACCAUGCAGAGGACGUUUACACAGGUCAUUUAUACGGCUAAAUCACUUGAAGCAGAAAGUGGUGGGAUUCUUGUGUCAGUGGAAAAGUUGAGCAAAGGUCAUGCUAUAAUACUCUACCGUGGAAAAAACUACAGGCGGCCUCAAAAAUUUCAUUCUGAGAAUCUUCUAACGAAACGAGAAGCAUUGCAGAGAUCAAUUCUGAUGCAGAGGAUUGGGUCAUUGAAGUUUUUCGCACAUCAAAGACGACAGGCUAUCACAAAUAUGAGGUCUGAGCUGGAACAACUUCAGAAAUCUGAGGAAAGGAAUGGAAUAUGAAAAUAUGUCAAUCAGUGACCUGGGUAGUAAUUCUUCCUGAACCCUAGGAGCAAACAAUGCCCUCUCACUCAGCAGCUGCUGUUAAUUCGUUGAAUGUCUGAUGGCAAUGGAUAUGAAGGGUUGUCAUCUGCAGAGUUUGGUGCCCACACUCCCUAUGAAGGAAAACGGCCGCAUGACAGCUUCGCCAAUAUAGACAAUCCAGCAUUGAUGAAUAAUAUCUAGCCAAUAUAAUGAAGGCUUAUAAAAACCUUCGUCAGAUCUCCUGACACCCAUAGAAGGCCAUUAUUUAUGUUGUUGCAGCAUGUCUUACCUGAAAUCAUGAGGCAUCUAUCAGUUGCACUUGCUUUCUAGACGUGUGCAGCAAUUCACCCUGCUGUCAGAGUCAAAGUGAAAAGGGCUUUAUGGUGCCAGCCAAUGAUACAGAAACUUUACUCGAAUUGCUGGUUGGCAUGGAAAACUAUGCCAGAACCGGAACUGAUCCCUCUCCCUUCACUUGCUCCAUGGCUGACCAGUAUGGAUUCAGAUCAGAUUUCAACAUUUACUCAUUGCCACCACCAAUCCACAACUGCUGCUUCCACGGCGGAGGAACAAUACACAGACCAGCUUCGGAAGGGGACCUGCAAACCUUCUGGCAUCCCUUUCAACUGGUUAUGUUCAUCUGGAAUUCCCUCCAGCUGUUCUUAGUUGUGUAGGAACUUAUGUAGCGAACCAUGACGCCAUGAAUUCCUAAAUAACUCUCGACGAAUGAAUUUGAUUCGUGGUUCCAAUAGCUGUUAAUUUAAAUCAACAUGUACGUAUAUUGGAGCCUGAAUGAUGUACAAAUUACAUCACAUUUGAGUUGAGUUGGAGAGAGUCGUUUUUACAGCACCAGAAUAUGCAGAGAUGAUUUAUGUUCUCU
Molecule: messenger RNA, 3175 nt
Organism: Linum tenue
Lineage: Eukaryota; Viridiplantae; Streptophyta; Magnoliopsida; Malpighiales; Linaceae
Source: the annotation of a GenBank genome assembly